AUGGAGGGGGAAGAGACAAACUCUGGAAACAUCCUUGCCGAGCAUCAGCUUAAGUAUUGCUCCCAAAUACUGACCAGACUCAAGCGGAAUUCGAAUGCGCCUCCAUUUUUAGAGCCUGUGGAUCCUGUGAAAUUGGGGAUUCCUGAUUAUCCCGAAAAGAUAAAGCACCCCAUGGACCUGUCCACCAUUAGGAAGAAGCUGGACUCCAAAGAGUACGAGGGGCCUGAGGGUUUUGAUGGGGACAUGAGGCUGAUGUUUAGCAAUUGCUAUACGUACAAUCCUCCUGGAACAGUUGUCCAUGAAAUGGGAAAAGGGCUUGAGGCUGUAUAUACGGAUCUGAUGGCGGGGAUGCCGCAGGAGAUUCCGAAGAAGCGAAAGAAGACCGAGAUGCCUGCUGUUGGGAGGCCGAAGCAGGUGAAGAGAAAUGUCAAGGGCAGUGACGGGAUGAAGGCAGAGGACUAUGAAUUCUGUUCCGAGACCCUUAGCGACUUAGUAAAACCGAAGCACAAGGCCUAUAACUGGCCUUUCCUGGAGCCUGUUGAUGGAGACCUUGUUCCCGGGUACUACUCUGUGAUUAAGGAGCCGAUGGAUCUCCAGACGAUGAGGAGCAAGCUAGAGCAAAGGAGAUACCAGAGUGUUGAGGAGUUUGGAAGGGAUCUAGAGCUCAUUGUGGAGAACUGCAAGAAGUUCAAUGCGCCGGGGACGGAGGUGUAUGUCUGUGGGCAGGAGUUUGAAAAGGCGGUAAAGAUGCACAUGCAAAAGGUUUCUCCACACGACAUUAAGAGCAGGAUAACCGAGCUGAAGCGAAAGGUCAUGUCCUAUAGCAGGGAGAUUCGGAUGCUGGAGUCGAAGCUGAUGGAGCAGACCGGGGAGAUGCCCACAUCACGGGCCUACUCGUUGAACGAGAGAGUUAGCAUCGGAAAUGCGAUAUUGAAUAUGAGCAAGGAGCAGACCGAAAGCGUUGCAAAGAUUGUGCUGAAGAACGGGGCUGGUGAGUUUGUGGAGAACGAUGAGAUUGAGGUGGACAUGAGGACGAUUCCGGAUCAUGUUGUUGAGGAAAUAGAUAUGUACAUCAAGAGUAUUAAUGUGGGAGAGGAUGUGCGGGACGAGUGA
This is a messenger RNA of Encephalitozoon cuniculi GB-M1, 1113 nucleotides long. Its product is annotated as chromatin remodeling bromodomain-containing transcription factor. The transcript has a single exon. Bases 1 to 1113 code for a protein of 370 amino acids. Gene Ontology annotation, cellular component: chromatin; nucleus. Gene Ontology annotation, biological process: regulation of DNA-templated transcription; chromatin remodeling. The record is from RefSeq and is marked provisional. Lineage: Eukaryota; Fungi; Microsporidia; Unikaryonidae.